Rubroshorea leprosula is the source of this 2968-nucleotide messenger RNA. The record is from the annotation of a GenBank genome assembly. Lineage: Eukaryota; Viridiplantae; Streptophyta; Magnoliopsida; Malvales; Dipterocarpaceae.
AUAAACACUCUCUGCGUUAUCUUCGUCCAAUUUUUCUCCCUUCAUAUCCUUGCCGCCCACGCGGCAAAAAUGUCAGGAGGGAACAGGUAAUACUAAUCUGAAGACAGAUUUUUCACGUCGCUCCCCAUUGCCAUCACCUUCUUAGCUGUACUCCUGUUUAAAGGUCUUUAUAAAGGUCAUAGAGAUAGAGAUAAUAAAUGGAAGAAGCAGAGGGUUUUUGUCUGUGUCUUUGAUAGCAGCAGUGGUCAGGAAUUCUUACCUACAGCUUCAGCUUGAGGAGGAAUUGAGGGCUCAAUUCUUUUCACCUAUUCUCAUCUUCUCUAGUACAAUGGCGGCAGGAAACAUUACCUCGAAUGUCAUAGUUCCUCAAGUUCUUGCAGAAAGCAAUUACGAAGAGUGGAGCAUGUGUAUGAAAAACUAUUUAAUUGCUCAUGAUCUUUGGGAUGUUGUUGAAGAAUCAAGCAAUGUCAAUACAGCGGACAAGGUUGCAGCUGGCUGGAGGAAAAAGAACGCUGCAGUUCUACAUGCCUUUCAAAUCUCAUGUGCACCUGUAAUUUUUGCCCAUAUAAAGGGGGUCAAUUCAGCUAAAGAUGCUUGGGGCAAAUUAGCUGAAAGAUAUGAACUUAAGCAAAAAUGGCAAUUGCUAAGGAAGGGAAGAUCAAGUGAAGAGUUAGCAGAUAUAAUACAAUGGUUUCAAGGAACCACCCCAGAUUUUCAAGGAACCAUCCCAGGAGCAUCCGAUUGCAUUGACAGGUGUACCGUUAUAAAUAUGUACAUGUCUAUUUUUUCGGAAAAUGGUUGGAGUGCUGUAAUGGAACUUAUAGAGAAUCAUCCAGCUGCAAAAACUGCAAGAUUUCUGCGCAAAGGUUUCCCCAUUCUUAAUAUUGUGGUUUUGAGUGGUAAUUUAACAAGGGUUGAACAAUUGAUAGAGAGAAUGUCAAAAAAGGAGCUGGAAACAACAACAGAUCAUGAGGGUAAUACAGCUCUUGCAAUUGCUGCAAUUUUAGCCUCAACGAAGAUUGCAGGGUGCUUAAUCAGAAAAAACCGGAAUUUGGUCACCAUACCAGAUAACAAUGGGAUGAUUCCAGUUGUGAAGGCAAGUUACUACAGAUAUGACGAAAUGACAAUGUUUCUAUACUUGAAGACUCCAAUUGAAUCCCUGGAUCCAGCCAAUGGUGGCUAUGGUUCCUUACUACUUCAUUUCUGUAUACUUAACAAAAUGACUGAUAUUGCUUGGGAUCUACUGGACCAUUAUCCGCGUUUGGCAUUCACUAAAUUUAAAGUCAAUAAUCAGGAGUCGACUCCAAUUAUGACAUUGUCUGCUCAACCUUCUUUGUUCCGUAGUGGAAGUGAGCUUUCAAUUUUACAACGGUGGAUAUAUUCUCGUAUAAAGGUAGGGCGGACUGCUGCAAUCUGUAGGAAUUAUGAUGUGCCAAUCGAACAAGAUGACGUGCCAAUCGAACAAGAUGACGUGAAAAUACAAGUGCCACGUAAACAACAUGGGUUGAGUGCAAUCCUCCAAAAGCUACCAGGAAUGAAACACUUAUAUGAACAAAAGCUGAUCCAUAAACGGGCCGAAGAGACUCUGCAUAGGAUAAGCAGUGAAUUAUCAAAAUUAAAUGCAAGACAGCUCGUUGAGAGUGGAGCUAUCCCUGCAUUCUUCCAAGCUGUCCAGCAUGGCAUAAUGGAGUUUUUGGGUGCAGUAGUGGUUGAAUCUUGUCUAGAUUUACUUUCAAGUGCUGAUGAAAAUUCAAGAGACAUGUUCAUGCAUGCAAUUGAAUAUCGUGUAGAAAAAUUUUUUCACAAUGAAGAUUUUUCCAAGAAUAGGAUAUUUCUGAUUGCUUACAGAGAUAAGGACAACAACAAUGUGCUACAUAUGGCCGCGAAGUUAGCUCCUGACUCUUUUCUAACUCGAAUCUCUGGUCCUGCUUUGAAGAUGCAAAGAGAAUUACAAUGGUUCAAGGAGCUAGAGACUCUAGUUCCAGAGUGUAAAGAAUUCGUUAAUCAAAAUGGAGAAACUCCUCAGCAAGUGUUUAGUAGGGAUCACAAGCAAUUGGCAAAAGAAGGGGAAGAAUGGAUGAAGCAAACAGCUCAAUCUUAUACUGUAGUUGGUGCCCUUAUCAUCACUAUUAUGUUUGCUGCAGGCUUUACCGUUCCCGGUGGUAACAAUCAAGAUACUGGCCUCCCCAUAUUUUUACGUAAAAGAUUAUUUAUGGUGUUUAUAUUGUCAGAUGCAAUUUCGUUGUUUAGUGCAUGUACUUCAGUUUUGAUGUUCUUAGGAAUCCUCACAUCUCGCUAUGCCGAAGAAGAUUUUCUUGAGUCAUUGCCAACCAAGUUGAUUAUCGGCAUUUGUACACUCCUCAUCUCUAUUACAGCAAUGAUGGUUGCUUUUUGUGCUGCUGUUUCAACCAUGUUACGGGGACAAUGGUGGGUUAUCGUCUUGCUAGUUCUUUUUGCCAGCAUUCCGGUGAUUGUCUUUUUGUUAUUGCAAUCUCGGCUUCUUAUUGAGAUUUUGCAUUCAACUUGUGGAUCUGGAAUCUUUAUUAGGAAAAGAUUCUUUAUAACAAAAUUGACAAUCUCCAUAAGAGAGAAGAUGAAGAAAUUUGCAAGGAAAAAUGAUGUGGAGUAGAAUGAAUAGUCUUAGUUAGGGAGGAAAAUGAUCCUCGGCAAUUAAUCUUUGGGACGUUGUUAAUUGAAUCUAGUGAUGUGCCGCCUUUUAUUGAUGAAGAUCGAGGCUGCUGCUAAUUGGAGGACAAAGAAUGCUGUAGCUCUACACACGCCCUUCAAAUCUCACGCGCACCUAAGGUGUUUGCUCGGAUGAAGCAGGACAAAUCAGCCAAAGAUGUUUGGAAUAAAUUGGCUAAACUAUAUAGGAGAAAGUGUAAAUCGCUAUGUUGCUGUUGCAAUUGUUUUUAACUUUUUUAUUGUGAAAUCUAUUUGAGUGUUGUGAAGUGAUAAGUUUAUAUUU